GAGAAAAAAAAAAAGGUGAAUCCCAAAAGCCCCCCCGCGCCGGGAAGGAGGAGAGAGAGAACUGAGGGAGGAGGAGCGGCGGAGGAAAAAACGAGGAGUCGAGUGAAGUGGCGGAAACAGAGGAUUGCUGCGAUAGGGUGUUUGGUUUGGAGCGAGAGCUUUUAUGUCGAAAAGCUUUGAAUUGGCUGUUGUGUUUGGGGCUCCAUCGUCGAAGCUCUGUUUCUCGUCUGUUUCAUUAUCAUCGGCUCAUUGUUUGCGAAAAUCUCUCUGCUGUACCGUUCAGCAGAGCAGUCUCCCUUUCUUCCCAACCGUUUCGAUGCGUUUGAGGCCCAAAAGGACUUGCUCUGGAGUCGUGUGUUUUGGGGUAUAUCAUAUAAAUCGGUUAUUCGAUCUGUUCUUGUUCCUGAGAAGUCCUCAAAUCGUUGGUUAAACGCCAUUUUUUAAUCUACAUUGAACAACAUAUCUGCCUUCUGUGUUGAUUCGAUCUGAUUACUUCAUUCUUUUGGAGGAACGUUUUUGCCUGGAUAUUCUUUAAGGGAUUCUUUUGGAGACAGCGGAAAUGACAAUUAUACCGGAGUCUUGGAAGCCAGUUUUGUCGAACAACAAAGAGUUGAGAAUGCCGAGGAUUCCACCGGAACUGCCCAAAAGGGCCAUGAGAAGAGUCCGGAUCAUCUGCAAUGAUCCGUAUGCUACUGAUUCAUCCGACGACGAAGAAAUGGCGACCAAAAAGAAGGUUAAGCGCGUCGUUCACGAGGUGUGUUUUCCGAUUAGGGACGGCGGUGAUUUGCAGAACUCCGAUCAGUUCGCCAUUGCCGGAGGAAAAGGUUCGAAGAAGAAAAGAAUGAUCCCAUUUGCUGAAACCAAGGACAAUUCGCCGAAAGGGAAAUACAGAGGCGUCCGUCAACGGAAAUGGGGGAAAUGGGCGGCGGAAAUACGCGACCCGAUUCAGCACAAACGCAUUUGGUUGGGAACUUACAACAGUGCUGAGGAGGCGUCGAGAGCGUACGAAUUAAAACGAUUGGAAUUCGAGGCUUUGGCUAGUAACAGCAACAGCACCGGAUCUUCGUCUGAUAAGAUCUCAUGCAACGCUAAACCCAUCUCCGUAUCCGACGAAUCGAGCGCAAGUGCUGUAUCCCGAGUCUCCCUUACGUCUCCGCUGUCGAUUCCCGAGCUGGAUUCACUUGUUAAUGCCAAGUCUGAUGCGUCGGCGGAGCUUACGCUUACGCUUCCAAAUGUCGAGUCCGGGUCGAAUGAUUUGGGUCUAAUUGAUGAGGAACUCAUGGCUCUCGCAAGAAUCGGAGACGAUUUAGAUUUGGAUAUGGAGUUCGAUCCCAUUUUGUUCGAGAAUUCGUUCCCGUCAAUCGACAGCUUCGCCAACGAUUUCUCCGAUCUCCCGAUCUUGGGGCUGAACGACGAUUACGAAUCCUGCGAUCUCGAGGAUUUCGAUUUGGAAUUCAAUAUCGACGAGUGCAAUGAAGCCUUGAAUUGGAUCGACGAUGCGCCCUCCGCGCCUACUCUGAUGAACGGAGCCCAGCCCAAACCCCUCGACAUAUCGUGCCCGUAAGAAAAAAAGUUUUGCAGCAUCUUCGUCGUCGUCGGGAGAGUUCUUUAUUAGGUUCAACCUUAUCGUCUAUAAGUUAUUGCAAGGAGAGGAAUGUGUCGUCUUCUACAAUGGUAACUUUUCUGACUUAAUACUUUCUAAUGUGCAAGUUUUUAUAUACUGUGGGGAUCUUCUUGCUUUGGUUAUCUGUCUCUAACAUGAAGUUUUGGACUUGGUUUUUUAUUUUUAUUUUUUAUUUUUAUUUUUAUAUUUAUUUAUUUAAAUGUCGUUGUAGUGUUGGAUUUAGUUUUCAAUCGUAUUGAUUAUAUAUAUGAUUGCAAA
Andrographis paniculata is the source of this 1882-nucleotide messenger RNA. RefSeq names its product ethylene-responsive transcription factor ERF118-like. Bases 560 to 1564 code for a protein of 334 amino acids. Gene Ontology annotation, biological process: regulation of DNA-templated transcription. The transcript is spliced from 3 exons. The record is from RefSeq and is a predicted model, not a curated record. Gene Ontology annotation, molecular function: DNA binding; DNA-binding transcription factor activity. Lineage: Eukaryota; Viridiplantae; Streptophyta; Magnoliopsida; Lamiales; Acanthaceae.